ACAAAGAGAUGAGAGCGCAGUCUGUGUGGCUGGCUGCAAAGGGGGACGCGAGAAAAAGAAAUAAAUUGUUCCAGAAGACAGAGGUUUCUGCUGCAGCUGUUAAGUCACUGGCCAACAAAGACGUUAUUAACAGGACAAAAGACUAAAAGGAAACUACCACAACUGACUACCUGAAAACAAAAAAAGGGUAUCACACAAAAUACAGUGGGAAGAGAACAGGACCUUUCUUUCCUUUUGUUAGGAUGCUAAUUUUGCCAACAUUUAAAAAAAAGGCUCAUCACUGAAGAUUUUCAUUUCAUCAGUGAGAGAAAGGGAGCGCUCUCCGGCAAUCUUUUCUUCCUCCAAUCGCCUCCCCCCUCCCCUUGGAGCAAUCAACGGAUUAUUGCUAACUGUGCGGGAGGCAGCCUGCAGCUGCUGCGUCUACUGGUGGAGAACUGGCAAGUUAAGCUGCUGACUGCAAUAUGCUGCUCGUAGCUGUUUUUAAAAUCAGCCGAUGCUGGCAGAGAGGAGAGUGAAAUAGAUUAGCGAGCAAAGCUACACCAAGAAAGAGACUGGUAACGGCGGCGGAGAGAGGUGGGAGAAAAAGAAACAGAGGAAGCGCUCCACACAAAGCAGAGCGCCUGGAUGCUUUAUCAGCGAUGGAGUGCACUCGACAGCAUUCUCAACUCAGAGGACAAAAACCGCGACUGUUGAUGGCGCUGCUCUCUGGGGCAGAGAGGAUGCAUGCACCUGCGUAGCCAAUUGGGCCUCACCUCUGUUGGUCCUUUCUACUGGUUUGGAUUUAUUAGGAGCCAUUUUGCGAACCCUUUAUUUUUUUAAAGGAAGAGGAGAAAAUAGCACUAGUAUCUAGUGCAUGAAAACCAGGGACUGCACUUUUGUCGAGGUAGGUGUGACAGGCCGUCCUCAUUGCAUCGCUCUCCUCUCUUUCCCCAACCCCACCCCCUCCCCUUUUCAGUGUCGAUCGCUACAGGCACUGGUAGCCUGCUGUGCCGGGGUAGAGCCGAUUUUCAAAUCAGUGCCGUUCCCAGACUAUGGUGAAUUAUGAAUGUGCCACAUCAUGAAUCUCUUGUGGCAGGUAACUGUGCAUCACACCUGGAAUGCUGCCCUGGUUCUUCUUGUCUACCUCACGGUACGGAUGUGGAGUAUGUGCGAAGCAUCAAACAGAGAACAGAGUUGUCCAGAAAUCUGCUCCUGCAGUAAUCACUUCAGCAAAGUGGUCUGCACUCGCCGUGGACUCAAGGAGGUCCCUCAAGGGAUCCCUUCUAAUACCCGGUACCUCAACCUCAUGGAAAACAACAUCCAGCUUAUAAAGGCAGACACCUUUCGACAUCUGUACCACAUGGAGGUCUUACAGCUCGGCCGGAAUUCCAUCCGGCAAAUAGAGGUUGGUGCAUUUAAUGGACUGACUAGCCUUAACACACUGGAGUUGUUUGAGAAUAGACUGACUGUGAUACCAAGUGGCGCAUUCGAGUCCUUUUCAAAACUGCGUGAAUUGUGGCUCAGGAACAAUCCCAUCGAAAGCAUUCCAUCAUAUGCUUUUAACAGGGUGCCAUCCCUGCUGCGCCUGGAUCUGGGGGAGCUUAGAAAACUAGAAUACAUUUUGGAUGGUGCUUUCGAGGGCUUAAUUAACUUAAAAUACCUUAACCUGGGGAUGUGCAACCUGAAGGACAUGCCAAAUCUCACACCACUGGUGAGGUUAGAAGAGCUGGAAAUGUCCAGUAACCAUUUCCCUGCAAUUAAACCAGGAUCAUUUCAGGGGCUUAAAUCAUUAAAAAAGCUCUGGCUGAUGAAUUCGCAAGUCAAUCUGAUUGAGCGGAAUGCCUUUGAUGACCUCACUGCACUAGUGGAACUAAAUCUGGCCCACAAUAACCUUACUUCACUGCCACAUGAUCUGUUUGCACCACUGAGAUACCUGGUGGAGUUGCACUUACACCACAACCCAUGGAGUUGCGAUUGCGAUAUCCUCUGGCUCACCUGGUGGCUGCGAGAGUACAUCCCCACAAACUCUACCUGCUGUGGCCGCUGCCACGCCCCACUUCACAUGAGGGGAAGAUACUUGACAGAAGUGGAGCAAGGCACUUUCCAAUGCUCUCGUCCAGUGAUCCUGGAGCCACCACAGAACCUAAACAUCUCUGAAGGGAGAACGGCCAAACUGAAAUGUCGAACGUCCUCCAUGUCAUCUGUUCGGUGGUUGUUGCCAAAUAACACGAUAUUGAGUCAUGGCUCAACACAUCCCCGUAUGUCUGUAUUUAACAAUGGAACCCUAUACUUCUUGCACGUUUUAAUAACAGAUGCUGGUAACUACAAAUGUAUGGUCACCAAUGUGGCAGGGAAUGCCGAUGCAUCUGCCUUCCUCAGAGUUAGCAUGGCAGAGAUCAACACGUCAAAUUACACCUACUUUUCCACAGUUACCGUGGAAACAACACCUGAGACCGUCAGGACUAAAGUUCCGCCAUUUCUGUCGACGCCGCCCACUUACAAGCCAGCAUUCAUCUCCACUCCCACAGUGCUACUGCAGAGCACGAGGAGUCCCAAAACAGUGGUGGUGGUGCCCACACUGGCUGCCAUGGACACAUCUCGCACCAGCCUGGACGAAGUCAUGAAAACCACAAAGAUCAUCAUCGGAUGUUUCGUGGCGGUAACACUGCUGGCAGCUGCCAUGCUCAUAGUGUUUUACAAACUUCGCAAGCGGCACCAACAACGGAGCACGGUGGCGGCAGCCAGGACUACAGAGAUCAUUAACAUGGAGGAAGAUCUCACGCCAUCAGAAGGAGCUGUUGUCGUACCCUCAGUCCACGACCACAUGAACUAUAACACGUACAAACCAGCACAUGGGGCUCAUUGGACAGAGAACAGCCUGGGUAACUCGCUCAACACCACAAUACCUGAGCCAUUUAUUAUACAGACACAUACCAAGGAAAAGGUCCAGGAGACUCAGAUCUGACCUGUACAUUAUAUAUGUAUGUAAUAUAUAUAUAUAUAAUAUAUAUAAUAUAUAUAUAAUAUGUAAUAUACAUAUGUGUAUAUAUAAUAUAUAUAUAUAUGCAAUCGAAUGCACAAGGUGUCAGAAUUUUGUAAAAAGUGCAAACCCCAAGACUGUUUUCUUGUAUAUGCUUAUAUCAAAGCAACCAUGGCUGAUUAAAAAAGUGAUUAUAUAUAUAUAUAUAUACACAUAUAUAUAUAUAUAUAUAUAAAAUAAAAUAAACUAUUUUCUAACCUGUAACUUAUGUUUAAGAAGAGAAAGCUGUUCAAGACGCUUUCGUGACUUUGGAAAAAAAAAAUGAGCUGACCAGUUUAAAAAGGGCAUUCUGUAAUUUUUAAAGCCAAUGCUAUGAGGAUGCAGUCAAACAUAUUUAUAUGGAAAUUCUUUCUAAGCCCCAAAAUAUGACUUUACAGGUUUAUCUUGUAAAAGCACCAAUUUGUACUGUGCCAAAAUGUUAAAAGGCAAUAAAAAGGGAUUUUUUGAGAAGAGUUGAAUUAAUUUAUAAUGGAAGAAAAACAUCAACCUUUUCAUCUGAAUGAAACCAGCGAGGGCUCGUUCCACUUCAAGACAUUUUCUGUUUAUUUAUAAACACUCUUUUCUGCAUGCUGUGAUACUGUGAAUUCUAUAAAAUGGUGGAAGUCAGAUGAGUCUGCUAAUUACCGCAAAGCAUAAUCUUGCCGUGUGUGUGUGUGUGUCUGCACGCGUAUGUGUGGAUAGAGUGAGUAAGUGAUUGAUUGUGAGAGAGAGUGUGUGUGAAGAAAGAACAGAGACAAGAAUUACCGGAUGUGAGGGGGAAUGUGCAGUGUAACGCAAAGGAUUGUAAAAUACCUGCAACAGACCCCAAAAUAGGGGAGAAGGGAGAGAAUUGAAGCAUAUUAUGUGGCAAUAACCUUUUAACUUCUGCAGUAAGAAUGGAAUGCAUUUCUCAAGACUUGAGUGAUUUAUAAAACAGUGCAUACUGCUGGCAGCUUCACAAACGCUGCAUUCCAUUUGGAAGGCUUAGCUUUUUUUGUUGGCAGUCUCUUGCUGCAGUGUCUUAACUGAAGGACAUGUGGCAAUGAAAGAGUUAAACAUCAGUAUAUUAAAUGUUUCUAUUGAUCAUCUUCCAUUUCUGGUGAUUUAUUUUAAAAGGUGGUUCAAUUUGCUGAGUAUCAGGAAAAGAUUGUGCAGCUGGGGAAAGAAAUUUUUAUCAUUUUCAGAAUUGAAAUCAACACUAUUAAAUGAUGAAUAACAUUCCUGUCUGGUAUGAAUGGAAAACCUGAGCAUAAAGCCAGGGAUUUGUGCAAAUGGUUUGAAUGAUGUUUGCUUUAGCUCAAGUCUAUACCGAAAAUGCUCUGCUUGCUUCAAUUGGUGUAAUAUAUGAAUAGCAAUCUUAUUCUUGUAAAAGUUAUUUGAAUUUUACUGCCGUAAUCCAUCUGCUGACUAUGCUGCUUCUAACCCAGCAUUAGCAUGCAGAGAGCACUAGCUGCCUAAUUUAGAAUUUUCUAAAUGUCGACAGGAUGGAUUGAAACGGAAUUGCAGUUUCAUAAACCCGCAAGCAGUCAGGGCAGUAGACCUGCGUCAAAAGAAAUAAAUGCGCCAUGUUAAACCAUUAAAUUAGAUCCUCAAGAAUGGUGGUGAUUAAGGAAUUCUCAGUCCUACACGGUCUAACCAUAAAUGUGCCAUUGUGCUUUAUGCUGAUACGAGGAGGUGGGGUAGUAAAGUUGAUGCACCAAGCACUUUAAUCAGCUCAGGAUCUGCUGCUUCAAUACAGCAGACACUGGAACAUUCAUCACUAACUAUCAGAGACUGAUCGCUGUCCUACCAUUUUAGCAACGGUGGCUUUCAUUAUGCAUUAAUGGUCAUUCCUGCUUUCAAUUUACUAUAUAUUAUCAAUCACUUUGUCACAUCUAAUCAAUAAUGAUAUUCUGAGAUGUAUGAAUGAACGUACAGUUUGAGGAGUGCGUACAGAAAUGAUAUCUAUAUUUUUGUUGCAGUGCUUCUUAAAUCACGCAACCUUCAAACACUCUGUAAAACAAACGGAUCAUGCAGUCAUUAUUUGGUGUUCGGAGGGGUAGGUAGAUGAUUUUAAAAACUAGUGAAAGCAUAGUAAGAAUAAUAUCUACAGCAAAUGAGAUGUAGUAACUAGUUUAUUCCACUUUAACCACAAUAUUAAUAAGAUGAAUGACACUUUCUGCAUCAACUUCACAAAUGCAACAGGUUUCAUGCAGAGCCAAUGGGGAAAAAAAUGCUUUUAUCAUGUAUUAAAACAAUACCAAGAUAAACGAAGAAAUAGUUGGAGCAGUGUCUGAUAGCUUGGUCAUUAGAUUUUAAAGGAAGUUUGAAAAGUAGGAAAUGUUAUAGAUGCAGAGAGAUAUAGGGAAUGAACACCAAAAUGUAGGUCUGAGAUUAAGGAGUGAUGAAGUCAAGAAGAUGUGAGAUGAAAGUCUGAGAAAUUUCAAAUUCUCAGAAAGCUUUUCAACAGAAGAGUUUGCAGCUAUGUUUGGGGGUUGUCAAUAGAAAGUCUAUGAAAUCAUUUGAAGAUAGACACAAAGUCCUGUAGUAACUCAGCGGGUCAGGCAGCAUCUCUGGAGAAAAAGGAUGGGUGACAUUUUGGGUCAGGACCCUUCUUCACACGAUGAUUUGAAGAUAUUUAUUUUAAUUGUGAGCACUGAGUGUCAGGAAACAAUAUGUUAGGCAGUAAAUUAAAAAAAAAAUGCAGAUGAUGAAAAUUUAAAAUAAAAGCAGAAAAUUAUGGAAAUAGUCAGCAGGUUAAGCAGCAUCUGUCUAUAAAAAAACAGUGUUUAAGAAGGAACUGCAGAUGCUGGAAAAUCGAAGGUACACAAAAAUGCUGGAGAAACUCAGCGGGUGCAGCAGCAUCUAUGGAGCGAAGGAAAUAGGCAACGUUUCGGGCCGAAACCCUUCUUCAGACAUAUAAAAAAACAGUGACUGUAAAUGCUGGAGGCUAGAGCGAAAAUAAAAACUACAAGGAGGAACUCAGCAAGUCAGGCAGCAUCUGUGGAGGAAAGAUUUUCUGUUUGUUGUAAUUUCUUCCACAAAUGCUGUCUGACCCACUGAGUUCAUCCAGCAGUUUAUUUUUUUCCCCCCACAGAGAAACAGAGUUAACAUUUUAGUUUUAUGACCCUAUGUUGGAAUUUGGAGAAAACACACCAGUUUUAAUCUGCAGAGGGUGGGAGAGAGAUGGACAAAGGGAAUAUCGCUGAUCAAGGUCGCCAGUUUCACAGCAACCUGGGCCAGAUUUAUUUAUUUUGUUUUAUCCUCUCUUCAAACCAACUUGCUUUCUCUCCCAGUUCAGGUGGAGAAUCUUCAGUUUGAAACAAUAACAACUUGUUUCUCUUUUCACAGAUACUGACUAAUCUUCCUGUAGUUUCAGUUUUUUGGCAGCAUGUGCACUAGUUAUGGUUAACGUACAAUUUGCACACACUAUUUAAAUCUGAUCUAAGAUAUUGGUUUAAAUCUUAAGUGAUUUAUAAAAUUAUCAUUAGGUUCACUAAUAUCCUUCAAGAAGCCUGGAGAUUAUUCAGUUCCGUAUCCACUGAUGUGAUUUGACUUUUAAUUGCUGUUUUAGAUCAGGGACAAUUAGGAAUGGACAAUAAUAUUCCAGCUUUGCCAGUGAUGUCCACGUUAUGUGAAUGAAUUAUUUAAAAAAGGGCAUUACAACAACUAACAAAGUUCCAUGUGCUUCCAAUUUUAAUUAUCCCUCAAUGAAACAAAUGCAUGCCCUAUAAUAUAUACUUUCAUGAUGGUACAGUUUACAGUAUCUGCCUCAACCUUUUGACAGCUGCACCGCAAAUUAUGUUUCAGAAUUUAUAAAUCCAAUCGCACUUUCGAAGGACGACAGAAUGGGCAAAAACAGAAAAAAGAGAUUGAUAGAUAAGAACCUCUGACUGCCCUUGUCACUUUGUUUUUGUGUUUAAAGAAUCCAGUGACAAACACCCACGUAUUUGGAAAACAGGACCUGAGCAGAUUCAGCACCAUUCUUUGUGCGUGUCUGUGUGCGUAUAUUGGUGUGUGUGUGUGUAUGUGCCUGCAUGGACGUAUGUGCUCAAUUUAUUCAUAUCUUCAAAUAAGUAUCAGGUUUUCCAAGCUUGAGAUUUUUAUAGAAGGACCAGAUCAUUUCAAAACAAUUAUGAUGCCUUUAAACGAUUGUAAUGCACAUUAAUGAGAUUAGAUUUAACCUGCUAAUAAAUGAUCAAAUUAUACCCUAAACUUUCUGUGGGUGAAUUUCACCAUCCACCUCCUCCUCACCCCAUCAGCUAUCAUUUAAAAAUCAAUUAUAAUGCACUUCAAAAUUUUGGAAUUGAAAAUUAUUUUAUUUUACAAAUUAUUUAAAGUGGACUCUGUACAUUCUACUGCUGUUCCACCUUUGCAACACGGGCUUACUGCAGUAUCAUUUUCUGCCAAACCAGGCACAAGAAGCCAUUUGCUGGGCUUUGCAUUUAUUUUCAUUUCACCGACACUCUCUCAGGUCCAAGGGUCUGUACAUACAUAUCGACUAAUACAACGUUCCAAGGAUCUACAAUGACUAAUCACUAAUUUUUCUUAUUCACUCAUGAUUUUUAGUUUUCUUUAGUGAAGAAAGAUGUAUAUAUUUAUUGGGUAAGGAUUUUGAAAUGCGCUUUAUGUUUUGUUGGUAAUCUGCUCAAAUGUAUAUUAUUUGUAUUGCUUUUAAUUGCCCAGUUUCUUUAUUGCUAUGGAUAUAAAAAUAUCAUACUCUGGCUCACAAGUUGAAAGAAUUUACAUUUUCCAGUGAAGUCUUCAUAUUGGUGUAGCAUUGUUUAUCGAUAUAAUAAUGUUACAUCUUUCAGAGUAAAACCCCUGUAUUAUUAUGGUGGAGGAAAAAGGUGAGAAAAGAUUGCAUAUUCCACUAAUCAGUACCUUUCCCCUGCAGAGUGCACGAAGGUGAGGGGAGAAUUUGUUCACUUGGAAAGGGUUCCUAAAUAGCCAUUGAGCAAUGUAGCAAAAAUGUGAACACAUCAGCUGAGCUAGAAAGAUAUUUUAACCAUUUUUACAGCCACGUUCAGAAAGUCUGUUUUAAAUUUAGGGUGCAAAUAAUGAAUUCUUAUCCCUCAAAUAUUUUCAUGUUUAUUCUUGGGAUGAUUUGUACAAAUGAUUGAAAGCAAUCAAUUUAUAUCUGAACUUAAUCACACAACUCAUGUGUAAUCCACAUAUCUUAAAUCCACUAGUCUUUAUUACCCAUUUGGUGCAGACCUCUACCGAUGGAGGCACUGUGUCAAAUGUGUUGCUCUGUGUUUAUUUUAUUCAUUGUUGGCAGGGUCCUGCAUUUAUUUCUCAAACCCAUUUGCCGCAGAACAGCUGACAUCUUAAACUGCUGCAAUCCUUUUAGUGAAGGUACUUGCACAGAACCGUGGGGUGGGAGUUCCAUGAUUCAGAACAGCAACAACAGGGGAGGGGAGCAAUGGAUUUACUAGUCGGUGAUGUGUGGGAACCCACAGGAAUGGUGUUUCUAUACACCUGCUGCCCUUGUCCUCCUUUAUGUUAGAGGUCUUGCAUUUGGGACGUGCUGUCAAAGUAGCCAGGGCAGGGAAAUGGAGUGCACUUUGCAGGUGGAACACACUACAGCCACUGUGGGAACAAAUAUUUGAGGUGGUAAAUGGGGCGCCAAUCAAGCAGGUCGCAUUGUCCUUUUUCAUAUCAAACUCGGUGAGAUUUAUUGGUGCAGCACUCAUCCAGGCAAGUGGAGAGUAUUCCAUCAUGCUUCUGGCAUUGCUUUAAAUGCUGGAAUAGCCUUGGAGAGUCAGGAGAUGAAUAACUCACCACAGGACAUUCAGCCUCUUAUUUUUAUUUUUUACCAGAUUCUUACACAUUCCUACACCAACAUUCUGACACAGGACAUUCAACCUAGGUUCUGCCCCUUAUUAAAUUUGUGCUUUUCUAAAGAGACAAUAAGACGGUUUACCAUUUUCUUUUCAAUAAUUUGGUAAAAAAUAAAAUUAGACUAUCCGAUCUGUA
Messenger RNA from Leucoraja erinaceus (little skate), 8956 nucleotides. RefSeq names its product leucine-rich repeat-containing protein 4-like. Gene Ontology annotation, molecular function: protein binding. Gene Ontology annotation, biological process: modulation of chemical synaptic transmission; postsynaptic density protein 95 clustering; excitatory synapse assembly. Gene Ontology annotation, cellular component: postsynaptic density membrane; plasma membrane; glutamatergic synapse. The record is from RefSeq and is a predicted model, not a curated record. Lineage: Eukaryota; Metazoa; Chordata; Chondrichthyes; Rajiformes; Rajidae.